UUCUAAGGGUUGGAUGUUUCGUGGGAAUCUCCGGCAGACACAGACACUUCCUGAAACACAGCGGUCACAUCAAGUCUGCUCUGUCCCAGAGCUUUAAUGGAAACACAGUUUGAACUGCGUUUGAAUGGGAAAUGGUCCCAUCUGGGCUAAAUGCAGCAGAUGUGCAAUAACGCCAGGCCGGUAAUGACCUAAUCUCAGUCUCGUGAUACCUGCGCAGGUGGACUGACCUCUGGUGACCCUCACACCUGUCCGUCAAGAUCGUCAAAUCUGCACCUAAAGUCAUGGACAAUUCAAAUGACUUCAAGAAGGCGGAGCCCAGAGUCAACGAGAAGAAAUGCUCAUGGGCGUCAUACAUGACUAACUCCCCUACUGUCAUCGUAUUGAUCGGCCUUCCCGCCAGAGGAAAGACAUACAUAUCCAAGAAGCUGACGCGAUACCUCAACUGGAUCGGGGUUCCCACGAAAGUUUUUAACCUGGGCGUUUAUAGACGUGAGGCGGUACAGUCGUACAAGUCUUACGACUUCUUCCGUCACGACAAUAAAGAGGCCAUGAAAAUCAGGAAACAGUGUGCCAUCGUGGCUCUACAGGAUGUGAAAUCUUAUCUGAAUGAGGAGGGAGGGCAGAUCGCUGUUUUUGAUGCCACAAACACAACCAGAGAGAGAAGGAGCCUCAUCCUGAGUUUUGUGAAGGAAAGUGCAUAUAAGGUGUUUUUUGUCGAGUCGCUGUGUGACGACCCAGAAGUCAUUGCUGCCAGCAUACUGGAUGUGAAGGUUUCCAGCCCUGAUUAUCCUGAGAGAGACCGAGAGAGCGUGAUGGAGGAUUUCCUGAAGAGAAUCGAGUGCUAUAAAGUCACAUAUCAGCCGUUAGACCCAGAUGACCAUGACAAGGACCUGUCCUUCAUCCAGGUGAUCAACGUGGGCCAGCGUUUCCUGGUGAACCGUGUUCAGGAUUACAUUCAGAGCAAGAUCGUCUACUACCUCAUGAAUAUUCACGUUCAGAAGCACUCCAUCUACCUGUGCCGCCACGGCGAGAGCCAGCACAACGUCCAGAGCUGCAUCGGAGGAGACUCGGAGCUCUCCAGCAGAGGAAAACAGUUUUCUAAAGCCCUGCGUGGGUUCCUGGAAAACCAGAAUAUCCCAGACCUGAAGGUGUGGACCAGUCAGCUCAGACGCACCAUCCAGACGGCCGAGGAGCUGGGCGUCCCGUACGAGCAGUGGAAAAUCCUCAACGAGAUCGACGCCGGCAUCUGUGAGGAAAUGACAUAUGAAAAGAUAAAAGAAACAUACCCAGAUGAAUAUUCUCUCAGAGACCAGGACAAAUACCACUACAGAUACCCAGGAGGAGAGUCCUAUCAGGAUCUGGUGCAGCGGCUGGAGCCAGUAAUCAUGGAGCUGGAGAGACAAGGCAACGUGCUGGUCAUCUGCCACCAGGCCGUCAUGCGCUGCCUCCUCGCCUACUUCCUGGACAAGAGCGCUGAUGAUUUGCCGUAUCUGAAGUGUCCCCUUCAUGUGGUCCUGAAACUCACCCCAGUGGCUUAUGGCUGUAAAGUUGACAUAUUUAACCUGAAAGUAGAAGCUGUGAACACACACCGGGACAGACCACUCAACGCUAAAGGCUGGCAGAGUGGUCUGUUUUUGCAGUGCAAGUCUGGAGGUGGGAGUUUGCCUGAAAAACACAAACCACAGGGAAGCUCCAGACAGGAAGUGCAGCCCACUCUGCUGAGGAGGAACAGCUUUACGCCACUGUCUAGUGAGGAUCAAGUCAAGCGGCCCCGCCUCUUCAGCGUCGGCAACCCGCCCCGCUUAGCAAGCAUUCCUGCCUCAUCAACCUCACGAUUCCCUGAGGCGCAGGAGAGCGAGGAGCUGAGCGAGAGCCCGGAAACACUGAACUGCUUCGCCCCGUCAGACUCGAAAGACGCCAUCCAAGAGUGACAACAC
Messenger RNA from Sinocyclocheilus anshuiensis, 1937 nucleotides. Its product is annotated as 6-phosphofructo-2-kinase/fructose-2,6-bisphosphatase 2-like. Gene Ontology annotation, cellular component: cytosol. Gene Ontology annotation, biological process: fructose 2,6-bisphosphate metabolic process; fructose metabolic process. Gene Ontology annotation, molecular function: ATP binding; 6-phosphofructo-2-kinase activity; fructose-2,6-bisphosphate 2-phosphatase activity. The transcript is spliced from 16 exons. NCBI's taxonomy places the organism in Eukaryota, Metazoa, Chordata, Actinopteri, Cypriniformes, Cyprinidae. The record is from RefSeq and is a predicted model, not a curated record. The coding region runs from base 282 to 1931 and encodes 549 amino acids.